This is a messenger RNA of Enterobius vermicularis (human pinworm), 645 nucleotides long. Lineage: Eukaryota; Metazoa; Nematoda; Chromadorea; Rhabditida; Oxyuridae. The record is from the annotation of a GenBank genome assembly.
AUGCUCUCAAAGGCAGAUGAAUCAGGAAAACCGCCGUUUAGUUAUAACGCACUAAUUAUGAUGGCUAUACAAAACAGCAAAGAGAAACGGCUUACAUUAAGUGGGAUCUACGAUUAUAUUAUCAGAGAAUAUCCGUUUUAUCGAGACAAUAAACAAGGGUGGCAAAAUUCAAUCAGGCAUAACCUGUCGUUGAAUAAAUGCUUUAUCAAAGUGCCUCGAAGUUACGAUGACCCAGGAAAAGGUAACUAUUGGAUGAUUGACCCGGCCUAUAAGGAAGAAAUUUUUAUUGGUAGCUCCACCGGUAAAUUACGUCGGCGACAGUCGUCGAAUGGACGAACCGGUUUGGGGCCGUUAAAGCAGUACGGUAUGGCGGCAGCCGCAAUGUUUUCGCCCUUAUUUCAACAAGCCACACGACUUGCACCGUACGGUGUUCCGUUUACGGCGGCCACAGCACCAAUCGGCAGCCUUCGACUACCAAACGGUCAAUCGCCGUAUUUCCACGGUAAUUUUGGACCUCAGCUGCACUUACCGGUACCGCCGGUAACCGGACCGGUUGGAGCGUAUUCACCAAACGACUAUGCAUUUUGGAUGGCUGCACAGCAGCAACAAACUGCAAAUUUUAUUGCCAAAAAAACUGUUUUAUGA